Molecule: messenger RNA, 2658 nt
Organism: Pocillopora verrucosa
Lineage: Eukaryota; Metazoa; Cnidaria; Anthozoa; Scleractinia; Pocilloporidae
Source: RefSeq, a predicted model, not a curated record
UGGAAUUCCUAGGAAUUCCAAGUCCUGUUGGCUAUAAACUUGGAAUUUCUGGGAAUUUUUAGGAAUUUCUAGGUUUUUAGAACCAGAGUUGUUAUGGUUGGGAAUUCCUAGGAAAAAAUUCCUAGGAAUUCCAAAAGCCAUUUCGCAAGGGUACUCCAUCUAACACUGAUUUUUCAUCAAAACUAAACAAAACUUGCCUGCAGUAAUAAAUCAUGUCUGGUGUGGUCAGUUUUCGAGUUCCAUUGAAAUAAAUUGCUUGAAAUUCUGGAAAAUAUGAAGCAGAAAAUUUUUUGAUUUCUCAAAGUAAAGACUACUACCAGCCAUUAAUUUGGCUUCCAUUGAAUGUGAUUAUGUACAAGGGCUAGAAACGCAAUGUUUUCAUGAGCUUACUAUGGGAUCUAGUGAAACUUUGCUAAUUUACUGGUUUAGCUCGUUUACUUGCAAGGAGAGACUGACUUUCAUAUGACUUGUGUAAAAGUGAGUUUUUGACUGAAAAAACGAGAAGAGCUUAACAUGGUUUAGACUGCUGAUUGUUGUUACACCUUUUUACCUUGAAGUUCACUCAUAUACCUAUACCAAUAGUGUAAUUAACGGAUUACUUGCAACAAGUGCUAACCCUUCUUCUCCCAAGAUUGGACUGUUAAUUGUCCCCUCUUGCUGCCACAUAUUUCUUUGUAGAUUAGUUACAAGAAUUUGGUGUUAGAUCAAGUUUAAAACUUCUACGUUAUAAGUUUUGGUAUUCUUAUUACCUGUUUUCUGGAUAAAGUGUGGAUUAUAGGAGAGAAGUUACAUGUGAAUAACUUUUGGGAUUUCCAUGUAUGGGGUUAAGGCAAUCAGAUUACCCUCCUUGUAUGGUGAUGGUGUCUAGUUCAUGACAUCUUGUAUGUUUCUUUCAGAAAAACUUCAGAAAAGGACAUUUGAUUUAGUAUCCAAUGCAUACACCUCUAUCAGAGCAGAAGACUUGGCUAAACUAAUGGGGAUAACAAGGGAAGCUGCUUUGAGUGCUGUUACCAGUGGAUGGAUUAGUGAUCCAGCCACAGGAAUGAUUACUCCCAAGAAGACAGAGCUUCCACAGAAAGAGAUUCCACUCACAAGUGAACAGGAACUUGCACUAUUGACAGAUUAUGUGUCAUUUUUAGAAAAUUAACUUAAACUUGAAAAGCAGUGAUACAUUUUAAAUAUAACUUGUAUCAUCUGAGAACUAGCAUUCUAAAUGUAAAUAACUUCAUUAAGACCAAAGUUUGUUGUAGUUUACGGACUCAAAGAUGACUUUGUAUCCAGUAAGAAAAUGUAGGCAACAUGCUUACACAUGAAGGUAGCAAUUAUGGCCUUGGUCACUGGAGAGUCUCUGUGUCUCAGUGUUAGAAUGUGGGAGUGUGGGAUUUGCAAAGACCAAAAACAGGAAAAUGAAGAUACACAAGAAGUCAGUCAUACAACAUAAGCCAACUGAAUGAUAGAAGAGUCUUAGGCAAUCACCAAUUUACAAAACAAACUAAAUAUGUGGGACACAAGCCACAAACUUUUUGCUAUUACCAAUUUACAACACUUGCUAUCAACAAUCACCAACAACAUCAAUGGCAAUAAUUUUUGGAGAAAAAAAUUGGCCUGUCCAGGAUCAAUUACAAAUAAAAAUUGUGUUGGACUGUUGGGGUGAACUAACUCGAACACCACAAACAGACGGGAGGCACCAAGAGUCUGAUCAAGAACUGAUUUUUUUAACGGGCGACUGUCACUCUUUUCUUAAUGACUCUUUCAGCCCAGGCCUUAGUACACUCUUUAAAAUCCUAUUGGUAGGCAUGUGUGGGCUUACCAGACAAGUGACCUUGCCAGAUUAAACGUAUUUUUAGAACACCAACCCGAACGAUUUCAACAGACUUUCGAAAUCAGAGAACAACAAAAUACUCGAGAAACAAUUGACUUCAAUAACUAAAAACCUAAACAAGAUCUCCAGUGGAGGACUCUAAGCAAGGUGAAUAGAUAAUCCUAAACACACUGUGUUUGGGAUUGUCUGCUUGCGGACCUCCAGUGGCGAUUAUUGUCCGAGAACAAAGCCCCAUCAUGAUGGUCCAGGUAAAAUCACUCGGAAAGCAAAACUACAUAUAUUGUGUGGUCCUGCAUCACAUUAUCAAACAAGGCUAGCAAGACUCGAGAUUAUCUAACAGGCCGAAACAAUUCCCAAAUGCUUAACCAAAACAUUUGUAAUUUCAGCAGUUCAUAUAAAUUUACACGAAGUGACGUUUGAAGAGUGUUCCACCUGUUGUCAGUUAAUAUUAAAAAAAAAAAAAAACGGAAAAAUGUAUUCCCUCUAUUAAUUUAGCAGAAUGUAAAUUAGCCAUUAGGUUUUUUCGGCAUGGUGAGAACGCUGGACAUUUUCAUUAAUUUCAUUGCUAAACAACAAAUGUCAAUUUUAACUAGAUGCAUAACUGCGUGAACUCGGGCUUACUUAGGGUGUGUUUAAAUUAGCAAUUUUUGUGGCGAUUUUCAAAAAUUUAGUUAAUUUUGUCUUACAGCUUUAGCUGAACAUCUUAUAAACUGAAUUUUGUAAUAUCCUCCAGCGUUAUGCAAUUUUUGAAUGCUGUUGAUGGUUGCAACAAGAGAAACAGUGCUAUUUAGUUUUAGUAUAUUCAUCUAGAGGCAGUUGACUCUCAUUAAAUAGCA